UACAAACUUGAAGAAAUCUCAACCGUAGCAUUGCUGUCCCUCGCCACGUCGCAUGCUGACAGUUUUCUAUCUAUAGCAAAACCCUCCAGACCUCUAGCUCCAACUUCCCACCUUCAAAAAUUAACCUUAAAUCUGACAACGACCACAACUGAAAACUCCCAAUCUCACAAACAAAGCAACCACCUUCUCUCUGUCUGCCUGUCUGUCUCUCUCUCCCUCUCUCUUCUCUUUCUGGUUUCUCGGGUUUUCACAGAAAUGGCGACGAAAAUCGCACAUCAAAUCGGUGCCCUGUCUGUGACGCCCGUAGCUUCAUCAGAAACCAGGAAAGAGUCAGGUGAUCAGCCUACUGCGGUGGUGAGUGUAUCGGCUCUCUGGAAGACACCCUCACGGCCUACGAACCUACGGCCUAGAACUCAGAAACAAGGGCAGGUGGUCGGAAGAGAGAUGGAGGCCAGCCUGUCGGUGGCGUGUCAGGCGCUUGUGACGGAAACGGCGAUGGUGGAGCGCAGAGAUGGAGAGGUGGGAGCUGCGCAGGUUAAAGGGAAAGGGGUUCCGGUUUACGUGAUGAUGCCGUUAGACAGCGUGACGAUGUCCAACGGGGUAAACAAGAGGAAGGCGAUGAAUGCGAGCUUGAUGGCUCUAAAGAGCGCCGGGGUGGAAGGGGUGAUGGUGGACGUGUGGUGGGGGUUGGUGGAGAGAGAUGCGCCUGGUGUGUAUAACUGGGGAGGGUACACGGAGCUGCUGCAGAUGGCGAGGGAGCACGGUCUCAAGGUUCAAGCUGUUAUGUCCUUCCAUCAGUGCGGCGGGAACGUUGGUGAUUCUUGCACGAUUCCUUUGCCUAAAUGGGUGGUGGAAGAGAUAGACAGAGAUCCAGACCUCGCGUACAAAGAUCAAUGGGGAAAUAGGAAUUACGAAUUCGUCUCUCUGGGCUGCGACAACCUUCCGGUGCUCAAGGGCCGAACGCCAGUCCAGUGCUAUACCGACUUCAUGCAAACUUUCAGGGACAACUUCAAACACCUUCUUGGCGACACCAUUGUGGAAAUCCAAGUGGGAAUGGGUCCAGCAGGAGAGCUCCGCUACCCUUCAUAUCCAGAACAGAAUGGAACAUGGAGGUUCCCGGGUAUAGGAGCCUUCCAGUGUUUCGACAAGUACAUGGUCAAUAGCUUGAAAGCUGCCGCCGAAGCUGCUGGCAAGCCCGAGUGGGGUCACAGUGGCCCUACAGAUGCUGGUCACUACAACAACUGGCCGGAGGAUACCCAGUUCUUCCGCCGCGAUGGUGCCGGUUGGAAUAGUCCCUAUGGUGAAUUCUUCCUCACUUGGUACUCUCAGCUGUUACUGGAUCACUGUGAAAUGAUGCUGUCAUCGGCCGACUCCAUCUUCCAAGGCACCGGCGUCAAGAUCUCGGUGAAGAUUGCAGGAAUCCAUUGGCACUACGGGAGCCGGUCUCACGCCCCUGAGCUCACAGCAGGGUACUACAACACCAGGUUCCGAGAUGGGUACCUGCCCAUUGCUCGUCUGCUGGCACGCCAUGGCGCCAUCUUCAACUUCACAUGCAUCGAGAUGAGGGACUAUGAGCAGCCUCAGGACGCACGGUGCGCGCCUGAGAAGCUUGUCCGGCAAGUGGCAUUGGCAACCCUUGAGGCCGGGGUUCCGCUUGCAGGGGAGAACGCAUUGCCACGGUAUGACGAGAUGGCACACGAGCAGAUCUUGCGCGCAGCCUCCUUGGAUCUUGACGAUGGCAACGACAGCGACGGGAGAGAGAUGUGUGCUUUCACAUAUCUGCGAAUGAGCCCCGACCUGUUCCAGGCUGAUAACUGGACAAGAUUUGUAGCGUUUGUGAAGAAGAUGAAGGAAGGGAAGAGGGGGAACCGAUGUUGGGAGCAGAUGGAGAGAGAAGCCCAGCACUUUGUCAGUUCAACUCAGCCGUUGGUGAAAGAGGCUGCUUUUGCUCUCAGUAAGUAAUAAAGUCUAGCCUUGCCUCCAUCCGCAGAGCUGUGUUAGAGCUCUCAAGUCUCAUCUAAAAGCUUAGGCUAGCUUGUAGUUUAGUUAGAACGGUUCUUAUGGUAUCAGAGCUUGUUCAUCCAUAUAUAGCAUUGUAGGAUUGGGAUCGAUAUGGGGAGUCUGCUGUACAUACAACCCUGUAUUAUAUUCUAUAUUAAUGGCAAUAAAAUGGGUAUUUUUUCAGGCUUAAGUUCAUUAA
Molecule: messenger RNA, 2200 nt
Organism: Nelumbo nucifera (sacred lotus)
Lineage: Eukaryota; Viridiplantae; Streptophyta; Magnoliopsida; Proteales; Nelumbonaceae
Product: beta-amylase 1, chloroplastic-like
Biological process (GO): polysaccharide catabolic process
Molecular function (GO): beta-amylase activity
Source: RefSeq, a predicted model, not a curated record